AGGCGGAGCGGCGGGUCCUGUCCUCUCCAUGAGGCCGCAGCAGGCGCCGGUGUCCGGGAAGGUGUUCAUCCAAGGAGACUACAGCAGCGGCACACGCUGCCAGUUCCAGACCAAGUUCCCCGCGGAGCUGGAGAACAGCAUUGAUAGACAGCAGUUUGAAGAAACAGUUCGGACUCUAAAUAACCUUUAUGCAGAAGCAGAGAAGCUUGGGGGCCAGUCAUAUCUUGAAGGCUGUUUGGCUUGUUUAACAGCAUAUACCAUCUUCUUAUGCAUGGAAACUCAUUAUGAGAAGGUCCUGAAGAAAGUCUCCAAAUACAUUCAGGAACAGAAUGAGAAGAUAUAUGCUCCCCAAGGCCUCCUCCUGACAGACCCCAUUGAGAGAGGACUCCGAGUUAUUGAAAUCACCAUCUAUGAAGACAGAGGUGUGAGCAGUGGAAGAUAAACCAGAGAAUUAAAGAUCCCGCCUCCAGCUGGAACCUUCGUCUAUCCACUGGCUGAUGGCAGAGUGUCCCUACCUCCUCUCCAGAGCGUUAUUCUCUUGUAUCUGCUGCCAGAGCCAUGGUGCCACACCUGGAGUGACCUCUUGUCACUCAGCAUCCACUUCGUGUCUCCCAAUUGUGUAGGACUCUGUAAUCUUUUGAUUCGUUUCAAGAAAAUACAAGGAAGCAUUUCACUUUUUAAAAUUCAAAGCCAUUUAAAUAAUAAGCAGUUGGUCAGCCCAAGACAAAGUCUUUUUCUUACCUGACACCAGUAUCAUUGGUUCUGUUCAUUCCCUGGACCAGUUUCCUAGGUGACUUUGUAAUUCAACAAGUCAUGAUUUAGCACAGUUACUCCCCCACAUUAGUGACAGGCUUUGAGGGUGUGUCACACAUGUGCUUUGGCUGAUGCACCACCCAGAUCUCCAAAAGCUGCAGGUCUUGACGUGAUUCCGAUCUUAAGAUUGAUUUCUGCUGUUCAAUUUCAGAA
Arvicola amphibius (Eurasian water vole) is the source of this 966-nucleotide messenger RNA. Its product is annotated as golgin subfamily A member 7-like. The coding region runs from base 29 to 442 and encodes 137 amino acids. Gene Ontology annotation, biological process: peptidyl-L-cysteine S-palmitoylation; Golgi to plasma membrane protein transport; protein targeting to membrane. The record is from RefSeq and is a predicted model, not a curated record. The transcript has a single exon. Lineage: Eukaryota; Metazoa; Chordata; Mammalia; Rodentia; Cricetidae. Gene Ontology annotation, cellular component: Golgi stack; palmitoyltransferase complex.